Messenger RNA from Staurois parvus, 378 nucleotides. Lineage: Eukaryota; Metazoa; Chordata; Amphibia; Anura; Ranidae. The record is from the annotation of a GenBank genome assembly.
AGCUGUGUCCAAUCACAGCUGAUUACAUGGGACAUGAUCAGUGUAGCCCCAGCAGUGCCACCGGUCAGUGUCCAUCAAUACCACAUAUCGGUGCCUACCAGUGCACAUCAAUGCCACAUAUCAGUGCCCAUCUGAGCUGCCUUUCAGUGUCACCCAUCAGUGCCAGUCAGUGCCACCUAUCAAUGCCUAUCAGUGCUGCCUUUCAGUGAUGCCUGUCAAUGCCCAUCAGUGCCAUCUAUCAGUGUCCAUCAGUUCCCGUCACUGCAGCCUCAUUAGUGCACAUCAGUGAAGGAGAAAAAUCACUUAUUUACAAAAUUUUAUAACAAAAACUAAAAAAAAAAGUUUUGUUUUUUCAGAAUUGUCAGUGGUUUUUGGUUU